AUGGAGGAUAACAAUGGAGAACGAUCGCCGGUCGCCGGAGAAGACGGUGAGUAUAAGGCGGAGGACGUGAGCGAGGCGGUAGACAGCAUGGUGAGUUGGUUGUUCUCGAUGGAAAAUGACGAUGAGGUUAACGCGAUUGAGUUAUCGAAGUUUCUGGAAGCUUCGGCGGAGAAGACGCAUCCGAUGAAGGUGAAGAUCAUCGACGAUCCUUGCUGGCAUCCGGUGAUUUUUCAGACUGCGGCGUCGUACAUUACGAUUAACGGUAAUGAGGAGCUGUGUGGAUCUUCGUUUUCGGAUUCGGAUACUUCGUAUAUGGCGGGGAUAGCUGGUGGAUGUGGUUCUGUGUUUGGUGACGGUGGCGCGUGGGAAGGUGUUGGGGAGGAGACGCGUGGGUGGAUAGAGGCGGAGGAUGGGAGUUGUUUGGUCAAUGCUUCGAGUAAUGGUUACUGUGACGAUGACAUGCUUGCGAAGUUUUUAGGUGAUGAUGUUGGGCAGACGCUGUGCGAGUAA
Lactuca virosa is the source of this 510-nucleotide messenger RNA. Lineage: Eukaryota; Viridiplantae; Streptophyta; Magnoliopsida; Asterales; Asteraceae. The record is from the annotation of a GenBank genome assembly.